Molecule: messenger RNA, 4092 nt
Organism: Spinacia oleracea (spinach)
Lineage: Eukaryota; Viridiplantae; Streptophyta; Magnoliopsida; Caryophyllales; Amaranthaceae
Product: protein SUPPRESSOR OF MAX2 1
Exons: 3
Coding region: 614-3757 (1047 amino acids)
Molecular function (GO): ATP binding; ATP hydrolysis activity
Source: RefSeq, a predicted model, not a curated record
GUGGAGGCAAAAAAAGCUGAGCUGCUACUUUUAGACGUUCGUUUGUUGUGUUCUGAAGAAGUAGGAAUUUUAGUUUCCAAGUUUUUUCUGUCUCUUUCUCCUCCUCCUUUCUUCUCUCUCCUCCCAUUUAUUUGAAGAGAAAAGGGUGUGCUUUAAUGGGUCGGUUUGUGUCGUUGAGGUAAAUUCAAUUUCAAUUUCAAUUUCAAUUUCCUUUUUUCUAAUUUUCCAUCACAAAAUGUGAAUUUCGUCAACUUGUUUUAGCUAUUCACACUCUUUCUUUUGUGGGGUCUUUUCCUGAGAUAAGAAGUGUUCAAAAGAAUUUUUAAUAUCCUUCCUCCUCCAAUCUUUUCUGCCCCCUUACCCCUCUCAAAUACCAAUUCUACAAAACCCAAAAAAAAAAAAAAAAAUCUAAGUUUUAUUUUUUAUAAUUUUUUCUAAGUAGGAUAGUAGUGUCAAUUAUCAGUAGUUUGAUUCUGAAUUAUCCGAAUUUCGGACCCAAGAUAGAGUAUCUCUUUUUCCCAGUAUUGGGAAAAUUAUUAUUAUUCUUUUUGAUUGAUAGAAUAAUAAAAGGGGAGAUCAAAAUUUGGUGUGUACAUAUACCGAUCGAUCACAGAUGAGGGGCGGGUUAAGUGCGAUCCAGCAAACCCUAACGCCGGAAGCGGCGAGUGUUUUAAGCCACUCGAUCGCUGAAGCUGGCCGGAGGAACCACGGCCAGACCACCCCUUUACACGUGGCUGCCACUCUGUUGUCGUCACCAACUGGGUUCCUCCGGCAAGCUUGUAUCCGCUCACACCCGAAUUCCUCCCACCCACUACAGUGCAGAGCGUUGGAGCUUUGCUUUAGUGUGGCUUUAGAGCGGUUGCCCACCGCUCAAAGCGGCGGCGGUGGUGGUGGGUCUGGGCCUGAGCCGCCAAUUUCUAAUGCACUUAUGGCUGCCUUGAAGCGAGCCCAGGCUCACCAACGGCGGGGUUGUCCUGAGCAACAACAGCAACCGUUGUUGGCGGUGAAAGUUGAGCUAGAGCAGUUGAUUAUAUCUAUACUUGAUGACCCUAGUGUUAGCCGGGUUAUGCGCGAGGCUUCGUUUUCGAGUCCGGCAGUUAAGGCUGCCAUUGAGCAGGUAGUAAGUAGCCAACCCAAUUCCGGGCCUGGUUCCGGACCUGGCCCCAGAAUUGGGUUGGGGUUCCGCUCCGUACCCGGUCCUUGUCCUACUCCACAGGGUGCCGGAUUACAGAGGAAUUUGUAUUUGAAUCCGAGAUUACAGCAGCAACAACAACAACAGCAGCUACAGCAACAACAAGGGAAUGUAAUACAAGGGAGAGUGGAUGAUGUAAAGAAGGUGAUGGAUAUCUUAUCACGGUCUAAGAAAAGAAACCCGAUCCUCGUAGGCGAAGCCGGCCCGGAAGAGGUGAUGAAGGAAGUGGUUAAACGAAUUGACAAGGACGAAAUACACGACGGGGUAUUGAAAGGGGUGGAAGUGAUUUCUACAGAGAAGGAACUAGGGUCAGAUCGUACACAGUUGCCCACCAAGUUAAAAGAAUUAGGCGCAUUGGUUGAUAGGAAAAUGUUAGUAAAUUGUAAAGGGGGAAAUGGGGUGGUUGUUGAUUUAGGUGACUUGAAAUGGCUUGUUGAUCAGCCUGCUAAUCAAGGCGUUUCUGAGGCGGCUCGAGGGGCGGUCAUUGAGAUGGGGAAGAUGUUGAGGAAAUUUGGGGAAGGGAGUAAAAUUUGGUUUAUUGGGACAGCUACUUGUGAGACUUAUUUAAGAUGCCAGGUUUAUCAUACUGCAAUGGAGAAUGAAUGGGAUCUUCAGGUUGUUUCCAUUGUUGCUAGACCCCCUCUUUCUGGGAUGUUGCCUAGGUUUGGAUCAAAUGGGGGAAUAUUAAGUAGCUCUGUUGAAUGCUUAAGCCCGAUGAAGGGUUUUCCGAUGCCUGCUUCGUCUUUAACGAGGCGGGUUUCUGAAAAUAUGGACCCGUCUAGAAGAUUUAGCUGCUGCCCACAGUGUACAGAGAAGUAUGAUCAGGAGCUUGCGAAGUUACAAUCUUCUGAGGUUAAAUCGGAUGCAACUCAACCACACUCGUUACCUCCGUGGUUACAGAAUGCAAAAUCGAACAGUAAUGAUACAUUUCAGUGCAAGGAGCAAGAAAUGAUAUUGAGACAGAAAACACAAGAAUUGCAGAAGAAAUGGAGAGAAACAUGUUUGCAACUCCAUCCUAGUUUUCACAACAAUAUGAGCUCUGAGAGAAUCAGUCCAUCACCCCUCUCCAUGACGGGCUUAUACAAUCCGAAUUUACUUAUGCGCCAACCAUUUCAACCAAAAUUACAGCAAAAACCCGGAAGCCUUGGUGAUGGUCUGCAGCUCAACAUCAGUUCUCCAGUAAAUCCCACAAGUACACCAGGGAGCCCAGUAAGAACAGAGCUUGUUCUAGGCCCGACAAAGAACCCGGGUAUAGCUCUAGAUAAUAAUGGUCAAAAGGAUGGCGUGAAAGACUUCCUGGGUUGCAUUUCAUCAGAAUCAACUGACAAACGUGUGACUGCAAUCCCAGAAGAUAUAGACUCGUUCAAGAGGUUGCUUAAAGGUCUGAUUGCCAAAGUGUGGUGGCAGACAGAUGCAGCAUCCGCCAUAGCUUCUACUGUAACACAAUGCAGAUUGGGGAAUGGAAAACGCCGAGUUGGUGGUGGAUCGAAAGGUGACAUAUGGUUGCUUUUCUCGGGUCCUGAUAGGAUGGGUAAGAAGAAGAUGGCUGCUGCUCUUUCGGACCUUGUUUCCGGUACGGGUCCCAUUACAAUCCCCCUCGGUUUGAGACGUGACGGGGAUGAAUCUGAGUUUAAUUACCGUGGUAAAACCGUGAUGGAUAGAGUGGUAGAGGCGAUUAGGAGAAACCCGUUUUCGGUGAUAAUGCUGCAAGACAUUGACGAGGCUGAUAUGCUAGUCCGAGGAAACAUCAAACGGGCGAUGGAAAGGGGGAGGAUUUCCGACUCCCAUGGCCGUGAAAUCAGUCUUGCAAACGUCGUUUUCAUUGUUACAUCUAGUUGGAUGCCAGAACAGGUGCAGCAGCAGAACUUAUCUACACUUAAUGAAGAAGAGAAGAUGACCUCUUUAGCUAGUGGUGGUUGGCAGUUAAAGAUAUCUAUAAUAACAGAUGAAAAGGUUGUUACCAAUAAUAAUACAGGGGGGAAAAGAAGAUCAUCACCCAGUUGGCUGAAUGAUGAUAGGUCAACCACAAAGCAAAGGAAGGAGGAAACGAGUCAAGGACUGUCAUUUGAUCUUAAUCAGAUGGCUGAUAUUGAUGAUGAUCGACUCGAUGGGUCCCACAACUCAAGUGACCUCACGGUUGAUCACGAGGAGGAUCAUAGACACGAGAACAGGGGAUCCCCCCCUACAACCUCGUCAGAAGCACCCAACGAGCUGUUAACUUCAGUAGACGAAGCUAUCUUCUUCAAAGUGGUUGAUUUUAAACCAAUCAGGCAACACAUUGAGAGGUCAAUAUUAGCAAAGUUCUCAUGUAUUACAGGAGAAGAUAAGUUGACAGUCAAAAUUGAGAGUGAAGCACUUGAGAAGAUCAUCAGUGGAAUUUGGUUAGGGCAAACCAGUAUAGAAUCAUGGAUAGAAAAGGCCUUGGUACCUAGCAUUAAUCAGUUCAAAACGAGAUUACCGGAGGGUAAAACGGUGGCUCGGCUUGAGCUUGAUCAAGAAUCUGAGAGCCGGAAUCAUGGUGACUGGCUACCGGGAAGAAUCAUGGUAGUUUCCGAUGCACAGUAAAGAGUACGGUGUAUGUAGGAGAGAUGUAUAUAUACUUGAAAAGUUAGUCUUUUGGCGGGAUAUUCGUGGGCAUUGUUCGGGUUGUCGGGUAUGGUAGGAGAAAAAUACAGUUGAGGGAAGACCAAUUACAUGGGAGGGGGAUACUAUAGAGAUGAUGAUAUAAAAAAAGAAAAUCAUUACUUGCUAAAGUAUAUGGUCUCUUUCCUUAUUAUUUAAUUUCUUUUUUGAUGUUUCACAUAAUUUUCCACAAAUUAUAUAUAAAAUAUGUUCGAUCGUAUAUAAAAUACUCCGUAGAUUCUACUAUAUAAAAAUAAAAUACUUCGUAGAUUCAACUU